UGACAUCAUAUUUCCUCGCCUGUGUUCCGCUCUUUCCCUCGUCGCGUCGGUCGUGAUUAUUGUUCUCGUUAUUUACCGACUGUUUGCUCCGGUAUCUGCCGCCGGUUUGGAGGCACGCGGUGUCUGUGUGAGCAGUAUGGGUCCCGUCGAGCUCCUCCACAUGUCCGUCUUCUCUCAGAGUUUCUCUCCCUGCGGUCGAUUUCUGGCAGCUGGAAACAACUAUGGAGAGAUUGCUGUGUUCAGCCUGUCUGCAGCUCUGAGUCCAGACGCCACGGCGCUCAGUCAGAAACCUGUCCUGACCUUCACAGCUCACGAGGGCCCCGUCUUCUCGCUCCUCUCCACCGACUGUCACCUCCUCAGCGCAGGGAACGGAGAGGUGAGCGCCUGGAGCUGGAGCGAGCUCAUCAAGAAGAACGUCAAACCUCUGUGGACAAAGAGACCAAACUACAAAUCCAGUCUGGAGAUCCCAGAGAUCAACUCCAUGGUCAUCAGCCCCAGAGACAACAGCCUGGUCGUUGGAGGAGGAGACAACAACAUCCACAUCCUGGACCUGGAGCACGGAGUCUUUAAGUCUGUCCUCCAGGGACACUCGGACUACGUCCACUGUGUGAGCGUGAGAGAGCGGGAGGCAGAGAUCCUGUCGGGGGGCGAGGACGGGGCGGUGAGGAUGUGGGACAGCAGGACGGGUCAGAGUGUCCACUGCAUCGAGGUCUACAAGUACGAGAGCUGCGCCCGGCCUCAGUACGGUAAAUGGAUCAGCUGUGUGACGACUGACUCUGAUUGGAUGCUGUGUGGUGGAGGUCCGUCUCUGUCUCUGUGGCACCUCCGCUCUCUGUCGCCCACCUCCAUCUUCCCUCUGAGCGGCUGUCAGAGACAGGCCGCCUUCUACCAGGACAUGAUCCUGGCUGUAGGUGAAGGCCCGUUUGUGUCUCACUGUCUUCUGGGUGGAGACGUCAAAGCUCAGAUCCCGUGUACGCCGCAGAGCCUCAACACGCUGCAGCUCAACACCAACAGCUCCGAGCACAGGGUGCUGACGGUGGGAGGGAGCAGCGACCACAUCGACGUGUUCACGAACCUGUCGUACAGAACGUUCUCACUCAGCUUCUGACGCGCGCGCGCACGCACACACACACACACACACACACAGGUUGAAUGAUGAAUGUUUGUGUGUCCGUCAGUAUUUUUACUGGCGUUAAAAACUUUUGUAUCAUUUAGUCUGAAUAAAAUAUUUUUGUCUCAUUUUA
This is a messenger RNA of Epinephelus fuscoguttatus (brown-marbled grouper), 1244 nucleotides long. RefSeq names its product THO complex 6 (gene thoc6). Gene Ontology annotation, molecular function: protein binding. Gene Ontology annotation, biological process: mRNA export from nucleus. Gene Ontology annotation, cellular component: THO complex; transcription export complex. The record is from RefSeq and is a predicted model, not a curated record. The coding region runs from base 137 to 1108 and encodes 323 amino acids. The transcript has 13 exons. NCBI's taxonomy places the organism in Eukaryota, Metazoa, Chordata, Actinopteri, Perciformes, Serranidae.